AAAAAAGAAAUUUAUUUUUUAAUUCAAUAGCUGAGCAGUAACUUCACGCGCUGAAAAAGGUGUAGUCAUGCGUUAGUUGUGGUGUUCCCUCCUCUAUGCGUUUCUUUAGGGAUGGAAAUUAAAUAAACAGCCAAUGAAACGCCCGCGUUUUCAGCAAACCACUCCAAUUUUUGGAAUUUCCAUUUGAGUCCUCAAAAGACCACCAAAUUUACCAAAUUACCAGGUUCAGGACUUCCUUAAUUCACUAUAAAUACCCUCAUUUGACACACACUUGAAAAGGGCCAUUUCAUUUAAAUAAUUAAAUAAAACACAUAAGAAUAUUUGAAACGGCCUUAUUAUUUUUUUUUAAGUUUCUUUUUGUUUUAAACUUCUGUCGGAAAUAUGACAACUCACGUCGAGCAGCCCCCGGUUGAGAAGCAAACCCCAUCCGAUUCCGAUUUUCCCGUGCCGCGAACAGAAUCACAAGGAGGAUUUGAAGCUCCGGAUAUUAAUGCUUUUGGUAACACAUUUCGGGAUUACAAUGCCGAGAGCGAGAGACAAAAGACGGUAGAGGAAUUCUACCGAAUGAACCACAUUAACCAAUCAUACGACUAUGUGAUGAAGAUGAGAGAGGAGUACGAAAAACUCGACAAAACCGAAAUGACCGUAUGGGAAUGUUGUGUGCUUCUGAAUGACGUCGUGGACGAAAGUGACCCCGAUUUGGAUGAACCGCAAAUCGAGCAUUUGCUCCAGACUGCCGAGGCUAUUCGAAAAGAUUACCCUAACGAAGAUUGGCUUCACUUGACUGCCCUCAUUCAUGAUCUUGGUAAAGUGCUUCAUCUUCCUACCUUUGGAAGUCUGCCUCAAUGGGCUGUUGUUGGUGACACAUUCCCUGUUGGCUGUGCUUUUGAUGAAUCCAUUGUUCAUCACAAGUAUUUCAAGGACAAUCCAGACAUUAACAACCCUGCUUACAACACCAAGAACGGAAUUUACGAAGAAGGAUGCGGCCUCGACAAAGUCGUCAUGUCAUGGGGGCACGACGACUACAUGUACAUGGUGGCUAGGAAAAAUGGAAGUACUCUACCUUCGCCUGCAUUGUUCAUCAUCCGUUUCCACUCAUUCUACCCUUUGCACAAGGCUGGAGCUUACACACACUUGAUGAAUGAUGAGGAUAGGGAAAACCUCAACUGGCUAAAGAUUUUCAACAAGUAUGAUUUGUACAGUAAGAGCAAAAUCCGAGUUGAUGUUGAGCAGCUGAAACCAUACUACCUCUCUCUCAUUGACAAGUACUUUCCAGCAAAGCUCAGAUGGUAAUUUAGAUGUAAAUAAUUAAUAAAUCACAUAAUGAAAUAUACUAUUACUCUUAUUUAUUAUAAUUAUUUUUUAUUUUUUUUUCCAGCACUGUAAUUCUUAGUUGUUUACACAUUUGUCCACUUUGUUUUAAAUUACAUACAUGUAAUUAAUCAGGUUGGGCCUCAAGUUUAUAAAUAUUUAUUUUUGAGGCCCACUUGAGUAUUUGUAUUUUUUAUUUGUCAAAUAUUAUAUAUUUUAUUUUAUCAAUGUAUGCAUUAUGUGUAUAUUCGUGAUGUUAAAUAAUAAAUAUACUUUAUUUAUGUGUAUUUAUGAGAUGUAACACCCAAAUUGUAUUAAUGAUAAACAGAUUGCUUUAAUUGAACUCAACUGCUAAUUAU
Messenger RNA from Erythranthe guttata (spotted monkey flower), 1670 nucleotides. Its product is annotated as inositol oxygenase 2. The record is from RefSeq and is a predicted model, not a curated record. Gene Ontology annotation, molecular function: iron ion binding; inositol oxygenase activity. Gene Ontology annotation, biological process: inositol catabolic process. Gene Ontology annotation, cellular component: cytoplasm. NCBI's taxonomy places the organism in Eukaryota, Viridiplantae, Streptophyta, Magnoliopsida, Lamiales, Phrymaceae.